AUGUGGAACUGGUUUUCAAGAACGAAGCAAGUUCCCCCCAAGACCGAGGCCGAGACGGUCAUCCCAUUACACAGCUGGGAUAUCGGCGAUCACAACCAGGUGUACUCCCAGGUCCUGACAUUCCAGUUUGAUGCAGUGUUGGACCAACAAGUGCUUGAAGAUGCCUUUCAAAGGCUACUGCAGACUGGAGGCUGGAGGAAAUUGGGAGCGCGGCUUCGAAAAAACGACUCGGGCCAGCUUGAAUACCAUAUCCCCAGUGGUUUCAGCGAGGAGAGACCUGGUGUUCUCUUCACCAGCACCAAGCAUGAUACGAAACUUCAAAAUCACCCAGUGUUCCGCCAUUUGCCGCAGGGAACACGUAAACCAAGCAUUUUACCAGAGUCUACGAUGGACUUACUCCCAUUCGUCACAUAUCCAGGCUCUCCCAGGACAAUAGACGACUGGCUAGGCGCAGACAUACCCCAGCUGGCCAUCCACACGGUGACAUUCGAGAAUGCCACGCUCCUCACCAUGACCUAUCCCUGCACACUCACAGACGCUACUGGAACGGCUGCAAUUCUCCAGGCGUGGGCUGCAACCAUGCGCGGCAAGACGGCAGAGGUGGUCCCGGAGUUCGCAGGGUUUCGCGAGGACCCGCUAGAGCGUGUAGGUGAAACAGGAAACCCGGACCAGUUUGUCCUUUUCAAAGACAUCCUGUCAACAUGGGGAACUGUGGUUUUUGUUGUUCGGGACCUGUGGGACCAGUUCUGGUACCCUGACUAUGAAAAACGCCUUCUCUGCGUCCCUGGAGAGUUCUUGACCCAGAUGAGGACGGACCUCAUGCAGGAGCUAGGCGACGAUCUGCCCGACGGGAAGGAUCCAUUUAUUAGCGAAGGUGAUGUCUUGGUCGCCUGGUGGACAAGGAUGGCCGCUGAAGCCCACGGAACGGCGCCCGAUCGUCUACUGGCGUUGCUAAACAUCAUGGGCGUACGGUCGCUUUACCUUCCAGCCCGUGACGGCAUAUACAUUGGCAAUGCCGGGUUACCGUGUUAUACCUUGCUUCCUGCGGGAGAAGCCUGUACAAUGAAACUCAGUGCACUCGCAUGGCGACUUCGCCAGUGUCUCACCGUGCAGCGAGAGAGAGAGCAGAUUGAAGCUCAUGCCUCCUUGAUGAAGAGGGAUGGCCAUUUCCCUCUUAUUGGAGAUCCAACAAUGGAGCUGUUUACCUUUUCGAACUGGCAUAAGGGAAAGUUCUUCAACAUCGACUUCUCUGCAGCACGUAUGGAAAGAGACGGUGACCUUUCACCUGCCUGCAGCCCAACUUGCAUCGUUCAAAAUGUUCAUGUCCGCGGUGAUAAGCCCUUACGGUUUACGGGAGCAGUCAUUGUCGGAAAAGAUCCACUGGGGAAUUGGUGGGUUGAUACGUGUAUGCGAAAGCAGGCCAUGCAGAUGUUGCAAAGACAACUGGACGUAAAUAUUGAGGACGAUCCCGCAUAA
Aspergillus ochraceoroseus IBT 24754 is the source of this 1476-nucleotide messenger RNA. RefSeq lists its product as uncharacterized. Bases 1 to 1476 code for a protein of 491 amino acids. The transcript is spliced from 2 exons. The record is from RefSeq and is a predicted model, not a curated record. NCBI's taxonomy places the organism in Eukaryota, Fungi, Ascomycota, Eurotiomycetes, Eurotiales, Aspergillaceae.